This is a messenger RNA of Sphaeramia orbicularis (orbiculate cardinalfish), 1290 nucleotides long. Its product is annotated as noelin-like. The transcript is spliced from 4 exons. Gene Ontology annotation, biological process: signal transduction. Bases 6 to 1142 code for a protein of 378 amino acids. The record is from RefSeq and is a predicted model, not a curated record. NCBI's taxonomy places the organism in Eukaryota, Metazoa, Chordata, Actinopteri, Kurtiformes, Apogonidae.
AGAACAUGAGUCAAUCCAUUGAGGUUCUGGACCAACGGACCCAGAGAGACCUGCAGUUUGUGGAGAAGAUGGAGGUUCAGCUGAAAAGUCUGGAGAACAAGUUCAGAGCAGUGGAGGAGGGACACGAGACCAACCUGGCCCGACAGUACAAGUCCAUCAAGGCUAAAAUGGAGGAGCUGCGUCCUCUGAUCCCGGUCCUGGAGUCGUACAAGGCCGACGCCCUCCUGGUGCGACAGUUCAAGGAGGAGGCGGCCAAUGUGACGGAGCUGCUGGGGGGUCUGCAGGAGCAGCUGGGGGGCCUGGACUACCAAGACCUGCACACCCGGGUCACCAGUCUGGAGGAGCGGCUCCGGGCCUGCAUGCAGAGGCUGGCCUGUGGGAAGCUGACAGGAAUCGCUGAACCAAUCACCAUCAAGACUUCAGGGUCCAGGUUCGGGUCGUGGAUGACCGACCCAGUGGCUCCGCCCGGAGACAACCGAGUGUGGUACAUGGAUGGUUACCAUAACAACCGUUUUGUCCGGGAGUACCAGUCCAUGUACGACUUCAUGACCACCGAUAACUUCACGUCGCACCGCCUCCCUCACCCCUGGUCUGGGACCGGUCAGGUGGUCUACAACGGCUCCAUCUACUUCAACAAGUUCCAGAGUCACACCAUCAUCAAGUUCGACUUCGGAACGUCGCUCAUCAGCCGCUCGCGGCAGCUGGACUUCGCCGGCUACAACAACAUGUACCACUACUCCUGGGGCGGCCACUCAGACAUCGACCUCAUGGUGGACGAAGGCGGGCUCUGGGCCGUCUACGCCACCAAUCAGAACGCCGGAAACAUCGUCAUCAGUCAGCUGAACCCCAACACGCUGCAGAUCGUCCGCAGCUGGACCACCAACCACCCCAAACGCAGCGCCGGGGAGGCCUUCAUGAUCUGCGGGACGCUGUACGUUACCAACGGUUACUCCGGCGGGACCAAAGUGUACUACGCCUACUCCACCAACUCCUCCACCUACGAGUACAUCGACAUCCCCCUGACCAACAAGUACAGCCACCUGUCCAUGCUCGACUACAACCCCCGAGACCGAGCGCUGUACGCCUGGAACAACGGCCACCAGGUGCUCUACAACGUCACCCUGUACCACAUCAUACAGUAACAGGAAGGACGUUCGACUCGCAUCGUACGAGUCAAAACCACCGGACGGAGGCCGGCGCUAGAUUUGGUGGACCACAAUGCACCUCUGCUCUGCUGUGAUUGGUUGUUUCAAUACAGGAAGUGUUGCCAACUUAGUGUUUAGUGAUGCC